This is a messenger RNA of Panonychus citri (citrus red mite), 2056 nucleotides long. RefSeq names its product putative RNA-binding protein Luc7-like 1. Bases 144 to 1394 code for a protein of 416 amino acids. NCBI's taxonomy places the organism in Eukaryota, Metazoa, Arthropoda, Arachnida, Trombidiformes, Tetranychidae. Gene Ontology annotation, molecular function: mRNA binding. The transcript is spliced from 4 exons. Gene Ontology annotation, biological process: mRNA splice site recognition. The record is from RefSeq and is a predicted model, not a curated record. Gene Ontology annotation, cellular component: U1 snRNP; U2-type prespliceosome.
AAUUAACUAAUUGUCUUAAAUUUAUAGUAAAUUUUUAUCUAAUACUUUUAUUAACAGGUUAAGGAUUAAUCUGGUAUCGAGUUGAUUGUCUGGUUUAGUGUUUUUCCAUUGAUAUUGAGAAUUAUUAAAUUCUAGUUGAAGUCAUGUCAGCGACUGAACAAAUGAGAGCCAUGUUAGAUCAGCUAAUGGGAACUGCUCGUGAAGGUGCUGAAGGUAAACGGAAUAGAUAUCAUUUUAGUGAUCCAAGGGUGUGUAAAAGUUUCCUUUUAUCCUGUUGUCCACAUGAUAUUUUGGCCUCAACUCGUAUGGAUUUGGGUGAAUGUCCGAAAGUACAUGAUCUCGCCUUGAGAGCUGAUUAUGAGAAAGCUUCUCUCAAUAAAGAUUUUGGUUAUGAGGUUGACGCUUUGGAUCAUUUGCAAACCUUUGGUGCUGAUGCUGAUAGGAAGACAGAAUUAGCAAAGAAAAGGCUUGCAGAGACCCAAGAGGAGCUUAGUGCUGAGGUUACGUCUAAAUUGAACAAGGUUCAUGAAUUAGCUGAAGCUAUUGGUAAAAAGUUGGCUGCUGCUGAAGCUUUAGGGGAAGAGGGUAAUGUUGAAAAGUCUCUUGAAUAUAUGGAAGAGGUGGAAAAAUUAAAGAAAGAAAAACAAUCCGCUGAGGUUGAAUAUCGUAAUUCGAUGCCUGCAUCAAGUUAUCAACAGCAGAAAUUACGAGUUUGUGAGGUUUGCUCAGCCUACCUUGGAAUUCAUGACAAUGAUAGACGAUUAGCUGAUCAUUUUGGAGGUAAAUUGCAUCUUGGUUUCAUCACAAUUAGAGAAAGAUUAGAGGAAUUAAAGAUCAUUGUUGCAGAAAAAAGAGCCAAAGGUCUGCUACCUGAUAGAAAUGAGGAAAUAUCAAAUGAAAGGAGGAAUCGACAUUCACAUCGAGGAAAUGAAAGAGGCAACAGAUACAAUGAUCGAAAUGCUAAUCGUAACCAUGAACGAUCUGGAGACCGAGCCAAUAACCACAGAAGUAGAAAUAAUGAGUUAGAAAGAGAUCGAGAACGAGGAGGUGAUAGAGACCGUGGAGAAAGAACCGAAAGGCCUGAACGAACUGAAAGAACCGAAAGACCGAAAGAGCAGAAAGAGACCGAGAUCGUGAAAGAGACAGAGAAAGAGAGCCACAAGUUAAACCAAGUAGAAGUAGAUCAAGAUCAAGGGAACGUUAUCGUCGUCGAAGUCGCUCAAGAUCACGAUCACCAAAAAAUCGUCACAAAUCUCGCUCUCGAGAGAGAAGACAUGAAAGACCUGCAAGAGACUAAAACGGAAACAAAGAGAAUUUGCAAAAGAGAAAAAGAAACAAAUGGAAAACAAAUCGAAAGCCAAGUCAAACAGUUUUUUUACCAUUUUUCCAGUUAACCGGUAUAACAAUUGAGAGAAUCUUAAUGAGCGAAAAUCACACCUUGUACAUUUUAUAAAGAAAAAAUCGAGCGAAAAACAAAUUCAAGAGACAAAUUCACUCACCACCUAACAAGGUUCUACCUUUGGAUGUCAUCACAAUGCCUUUUCUACAAAAACAGAUCGAAUUAUAUAUUUGAAUGGAAUCGAAUAUCCUAAUCAUCUAGUGACCUUUUCGGUUGUUUUCGAAUGGACAAAGUUAAUUGGUCUUUCGCACUCAAAAAUCGAGCGACAUCUCCCUUGAGUUGAUAUUAUUCACUCUCUCUCUCUCUCUCUCCAAGUUAAAUCUUUUUCCACUCUCACCUUUUUUUCCUCUCUCUCUCUCUCUUUUUCAUUCACCAAUUCUAAAUUAUUAUUACUAUUAUUAUUAUUACAACAUAACAUCCAAUUUACAACCGAUCAAUUUGAUCAAUGAAAAUGAUGUUGUUACUGAACUUGAAUGAAAAACAAUUAUGAUUAACAGAGAUAAAAAAAAUUAUAUAUAUAAAGUCCAACGUUUCUAAUCAAUUGAAACAAAUUUAUGUACCAUUAAUUAUCAAGUUUAUCCUCUAAAUUCAAUCAACAAAACGUUGUAAACCUUUUGUUUUGAUUUCAAACGAUAAUUAAAUAUCUAAAUUCAAUUA